Messenger RNA from Camponotus floridanus (Florida carpenter ant), 4699 nucleotides. RefSeq names its product zinc finger CCCH domain-containing protein 13. Lineage: Eukaryota; Metazoa; Arthropoda; Insecta; Hymenoptera; Formicidae. The transcript is spliced from 8 exons. Gene Ontology annotation, molecular function: chitin binding. Gene Ontology annotation, cellular component: extracellular region. The coding region runs from base 356 to 3625 and encodes 1089 amino acids. The record is from RefSeq and is a predicted model, not a curated record.
CAGAGCACAACGCUCCUGCUGGUGGCUUUUCCACUUCCAUCGUGCAGUCUUCUGGCCGGACCGGACGCCGCGAUCUCGCCCCGCACCCGCACGAAAAGCCGUCUCGCGCGCGUAUCGUUUUGUCCUGUCUCGUUUAAUUUUCGCGGUCCCACCGAAAAAAAAUCAAACGGCGAACAUUUUCCCGGGGUAUCCGUCACAGUUUAGCACGACGAAAAGUGCAUCUGCCCGCUCUUGUUCUCGUAAUACGCUAGAAUAUACCUGUGAAUUUGCAUUUCAAGUGCCAAGUCGAUGUGAGGACGGUGGUUUCAUGAGGAAUUAGCGAAGAACUAGCGGAGCCGAGAGAGACAGUGCCAACAUGCGGGAGAAACGAUGGCUGCUGCUGCUCGCUCUGUACGGAAUAUUAUUGGCCCACGCGGUCUGCGCAGCACUCAAGACCAGACCGAAAUUCAAAAUUGCGACAACCUCCACGACGACGACCACAACUGAGGAGCCUCACGUGGAGGAAAAUGAAAAUGCAAAUUCGGAGACGACAACUGUCGCGAUCGAAACAAACGGGACGACAGGACACACUCUAACAGGAAUUCCGCAAAUCGAUUACAUAUGGGACCCAAAUCUACCGCGCGAGUUAAAUGGCUAUAAUCUCAGUGAUUAUCCAUUCUAUAAUAGUAUACCCGAGGACAUUGACUUCAAAUGCGACGGCUUACAUGACGGAUUCUACGCCAGCGUGCCGCACAAAUGCCAGGUCUACCAUCACUGUCUCUUUGGUACUCGCUACGACUUCCUGUGCGCCAAUUUCACAGCAUUCGACCAGAAGACCUUCAUCUGUCACUUCGUAUCCGAGGUCGAUUGCGCCAACUCUAAGAAAUACUGGCACAGAAACGAUGCGCUUUAUCAAGCUAUCACGACUACGACUACUACUACGACCACCGUGGCGCCGGUUACCGUAUCAACCAGUCGACCGGCUGUACGCGAUCGAAUUCCACCCAGGAGAAGACCACCAGCGAGAAGGAGACCCUACGAUUACUACGAGGAAGACUAUUACGACGACGAGUACGGUCGUCCGUCGCGAGAUUUUGGUCGAGACGAAUACGAGUACGAAGACUGGAAGUACAGGCGUGACAGGGAUCGCGAAUUCAGAGACCGUGAUCGUGAUCGCGACUUUCGGGAAAGAGAUCCGCCAUCGCGCAGCAGAGACGAUAGAGAGCGAGAUGCCACCAGAGAUAGAUAUCUGGGUAGAGGCAACAGAAGAGAUCCACCAAGAUCGAGAGAUCCGUUGGAGGAUGAUGACUUGAGACCGCGGGGAAGAAAUCCAGAUCAAGGAGUCAGAGCGGCGUCGAGGGAGGUCGAUGAUUUAGAUGUGUACGAUAGACGAACGGAAUCGAGAAACAGAGAUACCGAUGAUCGAAGAUAUUCCGAUAAGAGGUAUAGAGAUGAUUACGAUGAUAAGGAAUCUGCAGCGCCUUCGGCGAGUGCUUCAUCCAACGCGGAAGGGCUGGUAAAGCCAGCUGCGCCCAGCAGUUCGGUUUAUGCAAGACCGAGAACACCGCCCAAGAUUAGGCGACCUGUACCGCUCUCGGAGCAAGAUAAAUAUGCAUAUAAAACCACUCCUGCACAACCAACAGAGGAACCACGACGACGACCGGCAGAUUUGACGGAGGAUGAUUAUUACGAUGAAGAAAUAGAGGAUGUUAGACCGAUCAGAAGACCGCUCAGAAGAAGACCUUCAUAUAGAGACAGAGAUAGAGACAGGGACAGAGAUUUUUAUGAAACUCGAGACAGAGAUCGUUCCAGAACUCGUUAUCAUUCAUCGCCGGAAGAAGUACGACCCAGAACACAUCAGGAUCGCUCCAGGGAUCGUUAUUAUGAUCGAGAUAGGGAUCGAGGUAGGGAUAGAUCUCCCGAUCGUGGAAAAGAUCGCGGUUCCGAGAGACCCUCGGAUCGUGAUCGAGGAAAAUCGCAAGAGUCCGAAAGACUCUCAGAUCGUGAUCGAGGAAGAUCGCAAGAUCCCGAGAGAUCCUCGGAUCGCGAUUUGCGCGGACGAUUGCAAGAUUCUGACAGGCAAGAACGACCACAUUCGCCUCGGCUUCUUGACCGCGAAAGAGAAUCCGAACGAUCGCGAUCGUCCUCGAGAUCGAAGGAUCUAUCAGACGCCACUGAAGUAUCCAAACGACCGAAUUCGUACGAUCGAACAACAGAGAAAACAACAACUACUACCACAACUACUACUACAACAACCUGCUUACCGGAACAUCUUAUUCAUAAGUCCGAAAUAGAUGUCAAGGAUGCGGUGACUGAUCGAUCGGAAAAGCCAUCAUAUUCUGAACGACCAUCCAGACCUACUCAGACCCAAAGCGAUCGCGUUGCGAGUGAUAUUCAAGAUUAUCAGAGAAAUUUGUCUGAGCAAUCUCAGAGAACGUCUCAACAAACAGAUUAUCAAGACAGAGAUCUGGAAAGUAAAAAUGAACAGAGUCAGGUAACAUAUACGGAUGAAUACUUGUCGGAAUAUUACGAUGAACCACUGGAAGAUCCAUCUCCGUCUCCUCCUCCACCUCGAACUGCCGUUCGAGUCGUAAAGAGGCCCUUCUUACCGUCUCGAGGUGGUAAUCCUAAUCCGAGAGGCUUGUCGCCAGUCGGUUCCAAAGCGCCGCAUUCAUCUAGAAGAGAGGAAGAAACAACUACUGAUCAUCAAAGCGCUGUAGACGAAAAUGAGCAUAAGACUUAUUAUGUACAAGAGGAACAAGAAGAUGACAGAAACAUCAAUCAUCAAGAAUCACACCUGAAAUCAGACAACAAACAGUACGAUGCUUACAAAUCCAUUCAAAGUGAUCAGAAGAAGCAACAGCAAGAUGAAUAUGAUAGCGCGAUAUUUAGACCUGUGUUACGAAGACCGGUCGAAAAACACAACGAAAAAGAGGAAGAAGAGGAAGUUUCAAGAACUCCGGAAGAUCCAUCAAAUUUCUCCAAAGGAUACUCCACUCAGAAUCAAUCUUACGAUUUACGGAAUCAUCAAGAUGAAAGUCUAACAUCCAAGUGGACGGAGGAUUAUUCGAGUGACAAGUACGCGAAUGCCGGCAACGUACAGACCAGUUCUCCGAUUCGCAGUAAAGUCAGAGCCGAGACCACGCCGAACAUCUAUAGCUCGACGUACAAAAACGAGGACAUGCCGGACCACCUGCCUUCGGGACCUGGCAAUAAUUACAGAGUCAAACAGAGAAUCAACGAAGUAACGCAUCGACUUCAGGAUAUCCCCGAGAGUGAAUACGACGUUACUCUAAACGAUGCCCUGACGCCGACCUUGAUUCAGGAAACUAAUUUACCAAGCGGAUUCGUUCUACCUAUUCAUAGACAGCAUCUGGGUAGAGACGCUGUGCUACAACCUUCCGAAAACAACUACAAACUGUCCAGGCCGAUUAAUCAUCAUCAUCAGCAGCAGCAGCAGCAGCAGCAGCAGCAACAGCAGCAUUCGCAUCAACAGAAAUCGUUCGUUCCGAGUCCUUCAUUCCUGCCAACAAACAAUAAUAAUGAUCGAGCUCGAACGACGUAUUACAGAACACCGGAAGCUAUACAGGUCAAUGGAGCGCAAUACAGACAGCAGAGACAAUGGCAAGACUACACCGUAUAUUGACAGAUUAUAAUAUCGAAUGAUGUAUCGUAUACGAAGGAGAUUUGAAAUUUUAUCUUGUUUCACGAGCGACAAACGAUUAAUUUAUACUGCCACCGAUCGACUUACCUAGGAAAGGCACUUUUGUGAAAGAAAUGCUGCUCACUUCUUUCUUUUAUGAAACUGGCUUUCCGCAGACAGACACCGCGCGUUCGACACUUAGACUUGUUGUAAUUAAAGAUAAUCAGUAUCAUUUGUUCCAAGACGUGCGACGUUUAUCUCGACGCGUCGCAUUGUUCCGAGGGUAGGAAAUAAUCUGUAAACGAUUCAGUUAGUUACGCGAUUCUGAUCGCGAGGUUUCAAAAUGAUAAAUUAUUAAUUAAAAUUUAAAAAUGAAUAGAAAUGAAAGAGACAGAUUAUAUUAUAUGUAAAUCAUACCACGCUAUUUCAAAAGGAAAGCAUAAUUUAAAUAUGGAAUACAAUGAGAUAUUAGUCAUUCUGAUACUUAUCGAUAUUCAUUAUUAUUCAUGCAUAUCGCAAUAAGAAAUAAAAGCAGGAUUAAUGUUCAAUAAUCACAUAGAUAAUUUGAUCAAUAAUAUUCUCCUCUUUCUUAUUGCUAGUUGAAGAAAUUCUAUAUGAUUAUAUGAUUAUUAGAUUCAAUUGUAUAAUUAUGUAAAUGCUACAGAAUAAGUUCGAUGUUUCCUGCGAAGUAACGUGAUACAGAAAUUAAAGUUAAAACAUGAUAUAAUUUAAUAAUGAUUUUUGCGAUAAUAAUGCAUUAUUAAUGAUACUUGAUCGAAAUCGAAAUCUUUAUUGGAAUGUUAGAGGUGCUGAAAACAUUUAUAUAAUAUAUAUAUAAUUCUAUUCUUCCUAAUUCAAAUAAACUUGUAAAUAAUUGUAUGAUUUUGUCCUAUGUAUAUUCGUUAUAUACUGCAAGUUGCAAUUCAAAAUAUAAAUAUGUUUCCCUGAAAUACUGUAUACAUUAAAUCCUAUCGUGUUAAAUUUGGAUAUUACUAGUAGAUAAGUCUUCCUGAGCGUGUAUCUUGUCUUAAAGCUAUGUCGAUAUUUACGUAUGAUAUAAAAGAGUGAGAAAAUAUA